GAAGGUGUGCACAUACAUUAGUAUGUAAGAACUUAAUGAAUUACUGCAAAUCUUAUCAAAGUAUCAAAUGAUAUUGAAGUUGUUAUAAUAAUGUUUAGUGAAAGGUUAUUGUUUUACGUGGCAUAAUGAAAACGUUGUAAUGCGAUAAUAUCGUCAUAAUCGGAUAACUCUUUCUAUGAAUCAUAUUUCAGUAAACAGUGGUUUGGAAAUUUAUUUACAAAGUAUUCGUAUUCUACUCCUUGCCAUCUACAAUGACAACACCUAUGUGCGAAGAUGGUGGCCCUUUGAGAGAAUGGGCUCCCCUUGCUAAUCUUCUUCAACAAAUACCAGCCAAAAUUCAAAAUGGGCUAUUUACACAUAAUAUUAACUUCACCUGCAUCGAUGCAUUGCCUGAGUUUUUAGCUAUUGGAACUAAUCAUGGGCUAGUGUAUUGGUAUAACAGGGAAAAACAAGAUCUACAAAGACUUCGAUGCGAGAAUGUAAAUUCAAAGAUUACUUGUAUUCAAGUAAUAUCGACUGUGGAUUAUAUGGUUGCUACUGGUAAUGAACACGGUGUUAUAACUGUAUUUCAAAUACCAAAAAAUCCACCAGAUUCAUUACCAGAUAGCCUGAAACCAAAACAGAAAAAACAGGUGGAACGAUACAGUAUUAGUGGAUUGCACAGCAGUGCUGUAACAACGGUCGAAUGGUCAAAGAAUGGCAUGAAAUUAUUUAGUGGUGAUCAGGAUGGUUUAGUAGUACUGACUGAAAUUGAUUUUUACAUGCACUUGUCAAAGUCGUCCGAGUUACUGAAUGAAAAGUAUGCAGUUGUACAACUGAGUUAUCAACAAGGUUUAUUACUGGUUUCAACAACAUUACGUACAAUACUAGUAAAUAAAAAUGAGAAUGGUAAGGUAACACAAGUUGGUCAAAAGGAACGUAAAACAUUAGGGAAACUAGGAGCAAUAUUUGGCUGUCGACAAAACUACGUUCAAGAGUCGGUAAUUUAUGCGAGCAGGCCUGGACUGCGUUUAUGGCAAGCAGACAAAACUGGAACUGUAUCAAAAACGCUUAUUUUUAAGGAUGCUAUUCGAUCUGGUCACACAGAAGUAGAACUUUUGAAUCCGGCGCCAGAGAGCUCAAAAAAAAAUCGUGGGGAACCUACAUUUGGUGUCAUUUUACCUUUUUGUGAUGAUUUAUUAAUCACGUACAGCGAUGACAUUAUAUACGUAGUAAAUCCGCAAACUAUUGCUAUAACGUCCAUUGUAACGGACUUACGUCGGGUUACCGAUGUUGCUUGCACUAAAGAUGAAAUAUUUGUUUUGGAAGGAGAAAGGAACAUCAUACGUAUUUCGUAUUAUCCUGAAACAAAUAUGUUUUCGUCUGAAGCAACAAAUACAUUGGAUCCGCUGUUAUCGUUCGCAGAAAUUAGUAAACCAGUUACAAAUGGUAUAUUAGAAUUGACUUCUAAACUAAAAGAAAGCGCGAUAGUCCCAGCUAUUCCGUUUCAUAAAAUUAAUCCAUCUAACAUCAUUCAGUCUGUGGGCAUUGCACCGAUUCUUACUGCUGAUACUGAUGAAACUUCGAUUGUUCAUGCUGAAGAAGCUGUUGAAAUACCGCCCGUAAAACCGAUACAUUUAAAUAAUGAAGCUUCGAUAAGAAAAAGUACCGAGCAGAAUGGCAAACAGAAUGAUAGAAGUCAGAUAUUUCAAAAAAUCAGUCAACAAGAAUUUGAAGAUGUCGUUUUCACCCCAAAGAGAAAACUGAAAAAAUCACGAAAUAAAGUAUUAAAUGGAAACGAAAGUUGUUCAUCGUUGUCCGAUGCCGAUGACUUGUCCGUCUCGAAUAAGGAUAAAAUAAACGCCAAUGACGCUAAGACGACGCAUUCCUCUUUACUAACACUAAGUGUCGAUGACGAGUUUGUGUUUGAGACUGAAAGGAAUCUUGAAUUAAUUCAACGUGAUGUAGAAAAUAAAGAAAAACUGUUAGCUGAUAUUUUAGAUUUAGAUUUAUCAAAAUACAUGACAAGCAGUCAAGUUACUGCUACUACUACUGAUUCAAAUGUUACUCAAUGUAUUGAUACGAUUACGUGCAUUAAUUGUAAAAUAGAUUCCAAUGAUUCUUUAGAGGUAGAGAGUAAUAAUCAGCAGGAUGAAUACAAUGAGCAUAGCGAUCAUACAGAUACUGACACCGAAGAUGAUGUCAGUUACCAAACAGAAUUAAAAAAGUUUGAAGAUUUAGGUGAGUGCAGGAAGAAGCUUUUGCAAGAAAAAUUAGGCGAUCCUUUAUUACAUAAUAACUAUGACGAUACGAGAAAACAGCCACACCCAGAAAAAGACCAGACCGAGUUAGAAGUUCAAUUCCAUGUUUUAUCAGUAGAAUCUAUUGCAUUAAAUGUGCUCGAGGAAGAAGAUUGGGUCGUAGUGAAAAAUGAUACAAUGUAAGAUUACAUUGAAAAAGCAAAUUAUACACUAUAAAAUAGUAUGUAUGUUGUUUUGAUAAAAUCAUUGCCGCAUAGAGAAGCUUUCAAAUUUUAGAGAAAGUGGACGAUUCUUUAACAGUUAAGGUGAGAAUAGCAGUAAUCUGUACUUUGAUCAUAAUACAAAUUU
This is a messenger RNA of Colletes gigas, 2588 nucleotides long. Its product is annotated as WD repeat-containing protein CG11141. The transcript is spliced from 10 exons. Gene Ontology annotation, molecular function: protein binding. The record is from RefSeq and is a predicted model, not a curated record. The coding region runs from base 252 to 2423 and encodes 723 amino acids. NCBI's taxonomy places the organism in Eukaryota, Metazoa, Arthropoda, Insecta, Hymenoptera, Colletidae.